Molecule: messenger RNA, 1952 nt
Organism: Cherax quadricarinatus
Lineage: Eukaryota; Metazoa; Arthropoda; Malacostraca; Decapoda; Parastacidae
Source: RefSeq, a predicted model, not a curated record
AAUACCUGCCACGAGGAAUAAUGCUUUUACACAGAGACGUUAAGUGAAACAGAAGCAGGGAGAUAGUGGACCUAGUAGCGACCAGUGAAGAGGCGGGGCCAGGAGUUGUGAAUCGACUCUUGCAACCACAUAUAGGUUUGGUGUCAUAUUAUUGCGGGUCACGGAAAGAAGAAUGGUGCGCCUGAAGUGGUGUGUGGUGUGGGCACUGGUUUGUGGGGUGACCAUCUGGCCUAUACCUUCCCUAUGUGCUGCUACGCCAGGUAUUCAACUGGAAUCAGUGCUCGUGGACUGGACCACAAGCCUGGAGGAAGUGGACACGACAGUGUGUUUCCGUGACGGCCAGGUGACCGAUGUGUCGGGGGCGUCACAGUACCAGCUGGUGCUCACCACUGAAGAGGGUGGAGAGUGGAGGCAGCAGGGUGCGUCCAGGACAGUGGACCACCAGUGGUGCUUCCCUUCAGUAACUCUGCCAAAGGAGGAUGUUUCCAAAACACUGUCGAUCUUGGUAACCUUAAAAGACAUUGACUUGAAAACUGUGCUGGCAAGUGGAGACACUGAGGUCUUCCCUAUUGUGCCCAUAGUUGAGGCUGUCAGACCUGAUGUGUGGGUCAUCUCUUGGAAGAACCCCGGAGCUGACACCUUCACCCUCAGGAGAGAGGAUCAUCCUCAUCCCUUGGCCACUGGUCUCACAGGUCAAACCUGCAGCUACUUCCUCUUCUUGCAGGAGGAGGAUGAAGGUGUUUUUACCAUAGAGAUGAACGACUCGUCUGCCGUUCAUCAACUGGCUCGUGUUGUUAUCAACUCUUCUGCCACAGAUUUAUUAGACCUAGCUACUACUAAAGUGCAGAUACUCGAGAUCCGUCAAGUGUUGAGUGGAAGAGACACUCUGGGCGAAGACCAGAACACGGUGGUGGUCAUAGAGCCCGAGGAGGACAUUGAUGUGCUAUACUGGGAGCUACGACAACAACACCGGGACCCGAAUUAUGGACCCACUUACACACUUACUGUCAACGAUACUUACCAGAAGGGUUCAACAGCCGGAAUCGAAUUUGAGGAUAACCUUGUGGAGUCCUCGUACAUCUUCCUUGUUGCCUAUUCAGACAGUAAUAUUGUAAUAGCUAUUGGAAUAGCAGCCAUAAAUGUUACGUACUUUGGCACAAGAGUAUCCUGGGUCCAGAGGGAAGGGGUAGCAGGUUUUCUCCGUAUUGAGACUGGUACCCUGGAGGAGGUAACUGCUGGGAACCUGACCUGCCAGAGCACUGACAGUCCCUGCUACCUGUACAGCACAGGGUGGCAGGUACCUCUUGAGGUACCUCGCUGUGAAGACCUCAUGGAUACCUAUAACAAUGCCACUAUCAAACACUGUGAUGAUGUUAUCGGCACUUCCAACAAUCUGACAGACACGCCGAAGCUGGUGUUGUACCAGGAGGAAAACAGUUUAGAAGUUAGUUACUCUGACGAGGCUACCCAGGUGGAGGUAGUGGUCAUCAACCCCACCGACAAUACCGUCUUCGACAACCAGUUUCAGUGUACUGGGGAAGACAAUCAUUGCAGUGUAGUGAUCACAGACGGGCUACAGAGCUCCCAGGUCACCAUUCUUGUGGUCCUCCUCGAUCAGGAUGGCUACGCUGUCAUGUCAGCCAGUGUCCCUUUUGAUGGUAAGAUUUUGUGUUUAUCCUGACCAGGGCAGAAGGUUGCAGGAGUAACAUAUACCACUUACGUGUUACGUACCUCGUAGCGCAGCAAUAACACGUUAGAUUUACAGCCGAGAGGACCUAGGGCGAACCUUGGGAGAGGUGGGACGUAUGGGAAAUCUGCCUCAUACCUUUUACUUAUGAUGUAAAUGAUUUACAAAACCGACAAAGUGAAGAGUGAGACACUUGUGCAACAUCUGGAUUUCUUUAUUGUGGCUUCGUCUAUCCAAUGCAAAGAAAAAUGGUGAAGAUCAAGAG